UCCCAGCUGCGGCGAAGCUCUGCCAGCAGCCAGCAGUCAGCAGCUUCAGCAAUCCCGCUGUUCCGCUCGACAUCGCCUUCGCCAAAUCCCAUCAUCCUUUUAAAUCCACGCCUCGCACUCCGCUCGGUUUGUUUGUCAUUCUUGGCUGGUCCCUGGUGGUCUCGCGGCUUUGUCUCUCCCAACUUUCUCAUUACUCGGUUGUUGCCAAUCCUCUGCACGGGUCCUGCGUCUGUCUUACCCCAAACCUCGCAAUCAGUAUCAUCAUUCCACACGCACACACGCACACACACGAUGCCCGCUUCCAAGCAGGCGCUUCAGCCGCGUCCGCCGCAGUCGUCGUUGCGGCUGCUCGAGCGGAUAUGCCAGCUCGUCUUCGUCUUCUCCAUCUCCUUCGCCGCCAUGUACAUCAUGAUCACCAAGAUCUCGCCGGGCAAGUGGCCCUUGACGGAGCCGUCGGUGAGCAAGCCGCGGCUCAGGGUGUCCUCCCAGCGCGACUACAUCAUCGCCGUCUUCUCGGACCUGCACUUUGGCGAGCAGGAGUUCGGCUGGGGCAUAGACCAGGACGUCAACUCGACCCGGGUCAUGCGGUCGGUCCUGAAGACGGAGCAGCCCGACCUGGUCGUGCUCAACGGCGACCUCAUCACGGGCGAGGACACGCACAAGGAGAACUCGACGGGCUACGUCGACCGGAUCGUGCAGCCGCUUGUCGAGACAGGCCAGCGCUGGGCGUCCGUCUACGGGAACCACGACUCCAAACACACCCUGGACCGCGCGCAGCUGUUCCGCGCGGAAAAGGGCUACGACCUCUGCUACACGACGUCCAUGGGCGGCGGCAAACUGCCGGGCAUCACAAACUACUACGUCCCUGUCUUCGAGGGAGACUCCAAGGACCCCAUGCUGCUUCUGUGGUUCUUUGACAGCCGGGGCGGCACUAGCUACCAGACGGAUUCCGAUAACAUGGACGACAUUCCAAACUGGGUCGCCCCCGAGACCGCCGCCUGGUUCACCGAGACGUACGACGAGCUCAAGGCGACGCACGGGCGCGUCAUUCCGAGCGUCGCCUUUGUCCACAUUCCGCCGCACGUGUUUCUGGAGGCCCAGCAGGCCAAACUGGAUCCCGCCCGGUUCCCUGGCCUGAACGCCGACAGCCCGCUCGCCAUCCAGGGCGGCCAGGGCGAGGAGGACGCGCCCUUUGUCGAGGCGCUGCUCGAGGCCGAGGGCCUCCACAGCGUCUACGUCGGGCACGACCACGGCGACUCGUGGUGCUCGACAUGGCCCGGCCACGAAGCCGGUCUCGGCGCCGAUGCCCCGUUCCUCUGCUUCGCCAAGCACACGGGCUACGGCGGCUACGGCACGUGGAACCGCGGCGCCCGCGUCAUCAGGCUCUCCUUCGCCCAAGGCGACGACCCCGAAAUGUCGGUCGAGACGUGGGUCCGCAUGGAGGACGAGCAGGUCGUCACGCGCGUCUCCCUCAACGAGACGUACGGGCUGGACAAGUACCCUUCAAACGACGGGGAGUGAGCGCACCGGAUGCGUGCUGCUCGCAAACAAACUGCUUCGUUUGGCGGCGGCGGCGCCCCUGCCGUCCACAAAAU
This is a messenger RNA of Colletotrichum destructivum, 1595 nucleotides long. Its product is annotated as Putative calcineurin-like phosphoesterase domain, ApaH type, metallo-dependent phosphatase. Gene Ontology annotation, cellular component: cytoplasm. The transcript has a single exon. Gene Ontology annotation, molecular function: hydrolase activity, acting on ester bonds. The coding region runs from base 292 to 1521 and encodes 409 amino acids. Lineage: Eukaryota; Fungi; Ascomycota; Sordariomycetes; Glomerellales; Glomerellaceae. The record is from RefSeq and is a predicted model, not a curated record.